Lasiosphaeria miniovina is the source of this 446-nucleotide messenger RNA. RefSeq lists its product as uncharacterized. The record is from RefSeq and is a predicted model, not a curated record. The annotation marks the transcript as partial. The transcript is spliced from 2 exons. Lineage: Eukaryota; Fungi; Ascomycota; Sordariomycetes; Sordariales; Lasiosphaeriaceae.
UCUUUGCCACCUGCCCCAAAAUAGAAUCCUACUGGUCGCUAAGCUACCUCUUGACUACUUUCUCGGCUGCCUUAAACCGCUCCUCGUCUGAUUCUGUGAGUUGCUGCGGUGGUGACCGAACCCUUGGUCGCUUCAAACAAUUUUCAUGCUGCAUCUUCCUGCGCUCACGAUCCCAGCGCUCCGCUCUAGCCUCAGCCUCCUGCACUAUUUCGUAAAGUUGAGAAAACGAAAUAGUAAUCUCCCCGGGGAUGUCAUCGAUUCUGAGGCAAUCGGGCCAGUACCCAAAAUCUUUGAGCCCGAUGCGAACGAUCCGUUCCCCAUCGACCAAACUACCAUCCACUGCCCGAAAGAUACCUGUUUCCGUCUCAGCUGCUUCAAGUACGGCUUACCCAUCUUCCUCAAUAUAUCUUGGUCGCCACAGUGACCCUGGCUUCUCUUCCCUUCUC